This is a messenger RNA of Penicillium brasilianum, 2034 nucleotides long. Lineage: Eukaryota; Fungi; Ascomycota; Eurotiomycetes; Eurotiales; Aspergillaceae. The record is from the annotation of a GenBank genome assembly.
UCCGCUACUAGUCACCCACUCCUUCAGCGCUGUCAGGGAUUCCCCACUCUUUUCCCCGUCACACCGGGUGUUUCACCGCGCGUGCUAGACCCAAGCAGGCCAAUUUCUUCGGACAAAUUCCCCCAUCACGUAGCCCUGUUCACCCUAAACUGCGCAAUUUCGCGGCGGGCAGAGUGUCUUGUACAUAUACAGGAGAAAAUUUCCCCGCCUGGUCCACACGUUCAAAUCGAGGACUGUCCGAGAUGAGCAUGUGGAAAAAAAAAGGAGGUAGAGAAUUAUCUAUAUAGCCUGCAUUUCUCGAUUGCUGUCUCCCUUUUUUUUCCGUGACUGGUGACGAGGUGGACCUGAAACCCCGACUCGAUAAUACCAAUCGCUAUAUGAUCCCAUUGCGUCGACGAACGCUAUGUUGCUCCUCACGGCUUUCUUGCUUGCUGCUCAGCUGCUUUCGCCAGCAUCAGCCGCUCUAAGUAUCCACGGCGCGGAUAUCUCGUCUCUGAUUGUAGAGGAAAAUGCGGGAAUCUCGUAUAAGAAUACUGCUGGCACGAAGCAGGCGUUGGAGGUGAUACUGGCGGAUGCGGGGAUUAAUUCUGUGCGCCAGCGUGUGUGGGUUAAUCCGAGUGAUGGGUCGUACGAUCUGGACUAUAAUAUCAAGUUGGCCAAGAGAGUGCAGGCGCAGGGGAUGACGACGUAUCUGGACCUGCAUUUGAGUGAUACCUGGGCGGAUCCGAGUGAUCAGACCACCCCGUCUGGCUGGUCCACGACCAAUAUCGACACACUGGCUUGGCAGCUAUACAACUACACCAAGGAGGUAUGCGACACCUUUGCGGAGAACGGCCUCACCGUCGAUAUCGUCUCGAUCGGUAACGAGAUCCGCGCCGGUUUACUCUGGCCCCUCGGCACAACCAGCAGCUACUACAAUAUCGGCCGACUCCUGCACUCCGGCGCCUGGGGCGUCAAGGACUCCAGUCUCGCGACCACCCCCAAGAUUAUGAUCCACCUAGACAACGGCUGGUCCUGGUCCGAGCAGCAGUACUUCUACAAUACCGUUCUGAAUAGCGGAUCGACCUUUGUCUCAACAGACUUUGACUAUAUCGGCGUCUCCUACUAUCCCUUCUACGGCUCGAGCGCGACCCUGGCAUCCCUGAAGACCAGUUUGACAAACCUGCACUCGACGUAUGGCAAGGACGUCCUGGUGGUCGAGACCGAUUGGCCAUAUUCGUGCCCGAGCCCGGCCUACGCGUUCCCGUCGGAUCUCUCGUCGAUUCCGUUCUCCGUUGCGGGACAGCAGACCUUUUUGAAGGAUCUGGCGGCUGUCGUUGAGGCUGUUUCGGGGGGGUUGGGUAUUUAUUAUUGGGAGCCGGCGUGGGUGAAUAAUGCUGGGUUGGGUAGCAGUUGUGCGGAUAAUUUGUUGUUUAGUUACACCAAUGACGUGGAGCGGGCGAGUCUGGCGACGCUGGGUACAGUCUAGGUUGGAUCUUACGGCUAGAUGCGAGAUAUCACCAUGAGGGAGUCCCAAGAAUUGGGCCUGCGAGUGAAUAGGCUUGGAAAUUACGGUCUGGUCACCUGACCGAAUUGAAGAUUGUCCUGUCUAUUGUGAGAAUGGAAGCAUAUCGAGGUAGAUUGGAAUGUAUCACUUGAGUUCAAAGGCAGCAACAUUCCUCAGAUUAAAAUAAGUUUAAAUCAUCGGAUAUUUUUGGAGUUUGAGGCUUAGCUAACUACCAGGCGUCAACAUCGUCAGGACCCGGACGGACCAGGUCCCCGGAAGAUCUUUCAAGUACAGACUGAAAGUACGAAGUAUACGUCAGUAAGGCAGAGUCGUUUGGGAAAUCCGCCUUGCCCUAAUGCCAGCGAAUCACGCUUUCCAACGGUCCGAGCUUUGGAAUUGGAAAACGCAAGAGACCAACUGAAAGGACGGACCGUGGAACUCAGCUGCGUGGCUGUGCAAACAUAAGCUAAAGUCCCCCGCUGCGUUAGCUGGACGUGGAUGCUCCACCAUAAAAACGAGGGAACGAUUGGUAACCGUCGAUUCGUCAC